This is a messenger RNA of Exophiala oligosperma, 1311 nucleotides long. RefSeq names its product fumarylacetoacetase. Bases 1 to 1311 code for a protein of 436 amino acids. Gene Ontology annotation, biological process: L-phenylalanine catabolic process; L-tyrosine catabolic process; homogentisate catabolic process. The transcript has 2 exons. Lineage: Eukaryota; Fungi; Ascomycota; Eurotiomycetes; Chaetothyriales; Herpotrichiellaceae. The record is from RefSeq and is a predicted model, not a curated record. Gene Ontology annotation, molecular function: fumarylacetoacetase activity.
AUGGCGACUCCCUCGUGGCUCGACGUCCCUGAGGGAUCCCAUUUCUCCCUCGCAAACAUCCCAUUUGGCAUCAUCAGUCCACCCGACUCGACCGAGCGUCACGCGGCUGUCGCAGUGGGAUCCCACGUCCUGGAUCUGGCCAUAUUCUCUGCAGAAAACGGAUUUGCAGCUCUGGAAUCGUUCUCAGCCCAUGCCAACAACGCUUUCUCCCUACCCGUCCUCAAUUAUUUUGCAGCACUGGGUCGCGCGGUGCACCGCGAAGUUCGCUCGUACCUCCGUAGCAUGUUUCUCCAGGACUCGCCCCACGCGCAGAUUCUCAAAAACAAUGAGUCCCUACGGCGACGGUGUCUAUUUCGGCUGGACGAUGUCAGGACUCAUGUCCCCAUGAGCAUUGGAGACUACACAGACUUCUACGCCGGCGCCAACCACGCAUACAAUGUCGGUGUGCUGUUCCGCGGGGCAAACAACGCGCUCCAGCCCAAUUACACGCACCUGCCGGUCGGCUAUCACGGCCGCGCCUCGUCCAUCGUGAUAUCCGGGACGCCAGUGCGCCGGCCAUGGGGCCAGGUCCUCCAGAAUGCCGCAUCGGACCCCAAAGAGCCGACAUUCAGGCCCUGCGCCAAACUCGACUUCGAACUCGAACUCGCCGCCUUCGUCUGCACGGCGAACCCGCUUGGCCAGCCUGUGACACUGGCACAGGCCGAGGAGAACAUCUUUGGCUACGUUUUGAUGAACGACUGGUCGGCCCGCGACGUACAGGCGUGGGAGUACGUCCCGCUUGGGCCCUUUGGGUCGAAGAAUUUCGCCACGACCAUCAGCCCGUGGAUCAUUCUGGCCGACGCCCUCGAACCAUUCCGCACCAAGGGGCUGGAGAACAAGUCGAGGCUGUCGCCGUAUCUGGUCCCUAGCCGCGCGGACACGGCCUUGGACAUUGAUCUCCAGGUCGACCUUACAACAACCGCCGGCCACCGGACGACGAUCACGUGCACCAACGCAAAAAACCUACUCUGGUCCUUCCCGCAGAUGCUGACGCACCACACUAUCACGGGUUGUCCUCUCAACGUCGGCGACCUGCUCGGGUCGGGAACCAUCAGCGGCUCGACGCCCGGGUCUCAAGGUAGUCUUCUCGAACAGAAUCGCAACGGAACGGCGGCCAUCGAGCUGAGAGGGGAGGAGCAGAGAUUGUUCUUGCAAGACGGCGAUACCAUCACCAUCACGGGAUGUUGUGGCACUUCAGCUGGAUCGCGGGAUCUGGUGGGCUUUGGAUCAUGUCGUGGGACCAUUGAAGCUGCGUUGUUGAAGACUCACUGA